AUGUGUCGCAAAUACCACAUCUUUUUUGCUUUAGCUCCAUUUAUGGCUAUUUCACUUGCCGGCGGGGAACCAAGAAAGCUCAUAGUAUUUGAUACCAUAGAGUGUGCAAUCAAGAGCAGUGUCAUCUCAAAGGUUGUGUGUCAGCUGUAUUCCCGGACGGAAUUUACUGUCUUUUUGACCUUUGGCGAAAAGAAGCAUGCUGACAAGGUGUUUGGAGCUUGCGAAGUCAAACUCUGUCCAAAGAGUCAGAAAAAGAUAACGAGGAUAAAUAACCUAAGAUUGGACUUUUGUCAACUGAAGAAGCAUACCGAAUCGCGCUCAGUGCUGGGAAUGUUCUACUUAGCACUUCGCAGAGCUGUAGUCAACUUUCCCAACAAGUGUCCCUUCAAAAAGAACACCACAUAUGGGGUAAAUCGAUUCCAUUUUGGCUGGCAAGAUAUUCCGCAAUAUCUACCCGAUACUAACUACACUCUUGUGGGAAAGAUUUAUGCCAACAAUGAGUUGGGACUCGAGAUCAAGGUGACUGGCGGCUAUUUUGAAGUUGCCAACGAUUCUGCCUAUAGGAAGCCCCUACUGUGA
Messenger RNA from Drosophila melanogaster (fruit fly), 579 nucleotides. RefSeq lists its product as uncharacterized. The coding region runs from base 1 to 579 and encodes 192 amino acids. The record is from RefSeq and is marked reviewed. Lineage: Eukaryota; Metazoa; Arthropoda; Insecta; Diptera; Drosophilidae. The transcript is spliced from 3 exons.